Syngnathus acus (greater pipefish) is the source of this 4539-nucleotide messenger RNA. RefSeq names its product erb-b2 receptor tyrosine kinase 3b (gene erbb3b). Lineage: Eukaryota; Metazoa; Chordata; Actinopteri; Syngnathiformes; Syngnathidae. Gene Ontology annotation, molecular function: ATP binding; neuregulin binding; protein tyrosine kinase activity. Bases 145 to 4344 code for a protein of 1399 amino acids. The transcript is spliced from 29 exons. The record is from RefSeq and is a predicted model, not a curated record. Gene Ontology annotation, cellular component: signaling receptor complex; basal plasma membrane. Gene Ontology annotation, biological process: cell surface receptor protein tyrosine kinase signaling pathway; multicellular organism development; positive regulation of kinase activity.
AAACAAAAUGCCACUUGUUGCCUCUUUUCAUCAACUCAUCAGGCGCCUUCAUCUGCUCUUUUUACACAAAAAGGACGACGAGACGGAGCUAAGGAAGGCCGGAUGAAGUCAAGACUGGUGUGAUAUGGUCAUACUUGAGAAAAUAUGAAGCAGUGGCUCGUCAUUUGCGUGUCCGUGGCAUUGCUGUGGAGUCGGCAAGCGACUUUGACUCCAACGCAUGAUGCGGUGUGUCUUGGCACCCAGAAUGGACUGAGCUCCACAGGCUCUCAGGAGAAUCAAUACAACCUGAUCAAGGAGCGCUAUGACGGCUGCGAAAUCAUCAUGGGAAACCUGGAAGUCACGCAGAUUGAGAGCAAUUGGGAUUUCUCUUUCCUUAAGACAAUCCGCGAGGUGACAGGCUACGUGCUCAUCGCCAUGAAUCACUUUGGGGAAAUUCCCCUGGAGCAAUUGCGGGUCAUCAGAGGAAGCAGCCUUUACGAACGACGCUUUGCUCUCUCCGUUUACCUCAACUAUCCCAAGGACGGAUCGCACGGCCUGCGGCGGCUCGGCCUCACCAAUCUGACAGAAAUCUUGGAGGGAGGAGUACAGAUCAUUAAUAAUAAAUACUUGAGUUAUAGUCCGUGGGUUUUCUGGCAAGAUAUCAUCAGGGACUCCAACGCUCCUAUUGACAUCUACUACAAUGGCGACAGAGGGCCUUGCCACAAAUCCUGUGGACAUUAUUGCUGGGGGCCAAGUGAGAAGCACUGUCAGAUCUUGACAAAGACGCUGUGCGCUCCGCAGUGUAACGGUCGUUGUUUUGGGACCAGCCCCAGGGAUUGCUGUCAUAUCGAGUGUGCGGCGGGAUGCACGGGCCCUCUGGAUGUCCACUGUUUUGCAUGUCGUCAUUUCAACGACUCGGGAGCAUGCGUGCCUCAGUGUCCGCAAGCUCUCAUCUACAACAAGCAGACGUUCCAGAUGGAGAGCAACCCCAACGCUAAAUAUCAAUACGGAUCCAUUUGUGUCUCUCAGUGCCCCGCUCAUUUCGUGGUGGACGGCAGCUCCUGCGUGAGCGUCUGUCCUCCAGGCAAGAUGGAGGUGGAGCGAGAAGGCCACAGACGUUGCGAGCCCUGCGUUGGACUCUGCCCCAAAGUGUGUGAAGGCACGGGGGCGGAACACAGGCAGACUGUGGACUCCAGCAAUAUUGACAGCUUCAUCAACUGUACCAAAAUCCAAGGAAGUCUUCAUUUCUUGGUCACGGGCAUUCUUGGAGAUGACUUCAAGAAGAUCCCACCUCUGGAUGCUAAGAAGCUAGAAGUGUUCCGCACCGUUCGAGAGAUAACCGACAUCCUCAACAUCCAGUCGUGGCCAAAAGAGCUCAGCGAUUUAUCCGUCUUUUCCAGUCUCACCACCAUUCAAGGAAGAUCACUUCACAGGCGCUUUUCCCUGAUGGUGAUGUGCAUUUCCACGCUCACCUCGCUGGGUCUACGUUCCCUCCGCGAGAUCAGCGACGGAAGCGUGUACAUCAGCCAGAACCCCGAGCUCUGCUACCACCACGCCGUCAACUGGGCUAAGCUGUUCCGAGGGGGGCGGCUCCGAGUCAACAGCAUCAACAGCAACAAGCCGCUGGACCAAUGCGUCGCUGAAGGUCACGUGUGCGACCUGAUGUGUUCGAGCUCGGGUUGCUGGGGCCCGGGACCGCACCAGUGUCUCUCCUGUCGCAACUACAGCCGAAAUGGCACUUGUGUGGACAGCUGCCAUUUUUAUACUGGGUCCCUGAGAGAAUUUGCAAGGGCUGAUGGAGAAUGUGUCGCCUGUCACUCCGAGUGCAAACGUCUGCACGGGGAGGUCAGCUGCACGGGGCCGGGAGCGUACGAGUGCGUGGCGUGCGCCAACCUUCGAGACGGUCCCUACUGCAUGUCGUCUUGCCCUGCCGGGGUCAACGAUGGCCAGAGGGGCCUCAUCUUCAAGUAUGCCAACGCGGAAGGUCACUGUGAACCGUGUCACCACAAUUGCACCCAAGGAUGCUCAGGCCCAGGACUUGGUGAUUGUUUGGAGACUGUGAGACUGGCUGCUAGCGGUGGCCAGAUCACAGGCAUCGCCUUAGGUGUGCCAGCUGGCCUCAUAUUCUGCCUGGUGUUGUUUUUCUUGGGCCUGCUCUACCACCGAGGCCUGGCCAUCCGCCGCAAGAGAGCCAUGCGUAGAUACCUUGAGAGCGGAGAGAGUUUUGAGCCACUGGGUCCCGGGGAGAAAGGAACCAAGGUUCACGCGCACACCCUGAAGCCCUCGGAGCUAAAAAAGCUCAAAGUUCUGGGAUCCGGUGUCUUUGGCACAGUGCACAGGGGCUUUUGGACUCCGGAUGGAGAGACGGUGAAGAUCCCAGUGGCCAUCAAGACUCUCCAGGACAGCUCAGGCCGUCAGACCUUCACCGAGAUAACUGAUCGCAUGCUUGCCAUGGGCAGCCUGGACCACCCCUACAUCGUCAGACUUUUGGGCAUCUGUCCCGGCUCCAGUCUGCAGCUGAUUACCCAGCUCAGUUCCUUGGGUUCCUUGCUGGAGCACGUCAGGCGGCACAAAAACAGCCUGGGCCCCCAGCGUCUGCUCAACUGGUGCGUGCAAAUAGCAAAAGGGAUGUACUACUUGGAGGAACACUGCGUGGUACACAGGAACCUGGCGGCACGCAACAUCCUACUGAAGAACAACUACCAGGUCCAGAUCUCGGACUACGCCGUCGCAGAUCUUCUUUAUCCCGACGACAAGAAAUACAUCUACACCAACACCAAGACUCCCAUUAAAUGGAUGGCUCUCGAAAGCAUCUUGUUCAGAAGAUACACUCAUCAAAGUGACGUGUGGAGUUACGGAGUGACAGUAUGGGAGAUGAUGUCUUUUGGGGCGGAGCCUUACGGCUCAGCACCGGCCCAGGAGGUUCCGUGUUUGCUGGAGAAGGGCGAACGUCUGUCACAGCCGCCCAUCUGCACCAUCGACGUCUACAUGGUCAUGGUCAAAUGUUGGAUGAUUGAUGAAAACAUAAGGCCCACCUUCAAAGAGCUGGCGAGCGACUUUACACGCAUGGCGAGAGAUCCGCCCAGAUACCUGGUCAUCAAGCUGGAAGGAGAGGAGGACGAUAGCACCUCGCGGGACAUCCAGCGCAGAGAUUCUGAGCGAGGGCUGCUCGACCCCGAUUUGGUGGAUGAAGAUGAGGAGGCUCUGCAGGAAGGUUUCCAAACACCUCCUCUGCAACAUUCGCCCUCGUGGAGUCUCUCUCGUUCAAGGAUGAAUUCGUAUCGGGGCGCUGCCGUACCUGUUGGUUACCUGCCCAUGACUCGAAAUCCUGUAGAAAGCCUUGUUCAGCUGCGCUUCCAAAGGUCCCGCCGGAGCUCAGUGCGAACUCUGCCCGAAAGUUCAGAGGUUAGAGGGAAUGGCAGGGAGGCAGACGAAGGCUUCAGGACCGGCGGUCCUCACAGGUCUCGGCUUGGAUCGGACAGGGCCGCCGCCCCUCGAGCGGACAGGCACAGAAAGCUCUCCACGGCAUCGAGUCCGUCUUCACACAAGAUGUGGACAUCCGGCGGUGAGGAGGAGGAGGCAGACCACUCUGGUUACGUCCCUCCUGGAACACCUAGCGCUCCAGAAAGAGCUGGUAAAGUCACGCCCGGAUUAAACAAAGUGAAAAGUUUGGCCCUGGAGUACGAGGUGAUGAGCCACAAAUCUGAAGGUGACCUUUGCUCGGCAAAGGGCAACUCUUCACAUCGUGAUACCCCAUCACCACCUUCUCCGGCCGUUGUCGCUUUCUUACCUGCCCACGAGGACACCUUGACACCAGUUCCAGCCACCGACGAUCAGCAGGUAGACGAGAACCUCGAGGACAAUUUGGCCACAGAGAAGCAUCAGUGUAGUAUGGAGAAGCAGAUCCAAGCCAAGGAGGACCGCGUGCGUUCUCCUCAGGGGAAAGGCAGAUACGAAUACAUGGACAUUAGACGCCGCGACUCCACAGAGGACGAGGCGCCGGCGCAGCAGAGACGCGAGACAUCCGCAGCGGAGUCGGAUGGAACACGCGAGGAAGAGGAGGCUCAGUUAGCGGAGUGCCAUCACACAAAUAAACAACAAGCACUUCGAGGGAAUACGCCAGAUGAGGAAGGGAAGGAGUAUGAGGAUAUGGCCACAUUUGAAGGAAUCGCCAGCGGCCAGGAGCAGGCGACCUACCAGAACCUCCCAGUGAAGGGGGAGUCGGGCGGCGGCAGGUGCACGGGGAUCGGGGGAUAUAUCAAGGUGUACGCGGGCACGGGAGAGCCUGGUGGCAGCUCAUCCUUUGACAAUCCAGACUACUGGCACAGCAGACUGUUCCUCAAGCCGGAUGCUGUUCGGACCUAGUCCACGCUGUUGAGAUGCAUUUUGCUGGAGAGCAAGUGCAGAAUAAGCAGAGAUGAACCGGAUUUCUGUAUUGUGCCAUUUUUGUACCUUCAGGAUUAAAUGGAUGGAGAGUUGCCAUCAUUUUGUAAGCUUGCUGUACACUGAUGACAUUAUGUCAAAGACAAAGGUUUUUUUAUACACUGUUUUACCACGUGU